This is a messenger RNA of Colletotrichum higginsianum IMI 349063, 294 nucleotides long. Its product is annotated as Glycoside hydrolase family 3 protein. The record is from RefSeq and is a predicted model, not a curated record. The transcript has a single exon. NCBI's taxonomy places the organism in Eukaryota, Fungi, Ascomycota, Sordariomycetes, Glomerellales, Glomerellaceae. Bases 1 to 294 code for a protein of 97 amino acids.
AUGCAGUUCAGCACCCUCCUCUCCAUCUCACUCCUCGUCCUGGGCGCCUCGGCUCAGAUUUCGGGUCCCAACGGCAAGCGUUUCUGCGCCGGUGCCGCCAUCUCGUGCCAAUACAAGAAGGGCCGCUGCGCCAACGCCUGCAGAGAUACCGCCAACGACUUCCAGAACGGCAACGCCCCCGUCGCCCCCAUCUACGACACCGUUUGCUCGUGCCCCGAUGGCCAGCCCGGCAACGAGUACACCGGCGCCGCCUGCAUCGAUCUCAUCCGCUGGGCACAGCGUCACAAGUGCUAA